Molecule: messenger RNA, 1899 nt
Organism: Sparassis crispa
Lineage: Eukaryota; Fungi; Basidiomycota; Agaricomycetes; Polyporales; Sparassidaceae
Exons: 2
Coding region: 1-1899 (632 amino acids)
Source: RefSeq, a predicted model, not a curated record
AUGCGAGCACAGUUGGACGAUGAUGCAAAAAUCCGAGCAGCCUGCAAGUACGUCUCGUUGGACAAGGCAGAUCUUUGGAUGGGUGUGAUGGAGCGGGAGACCUAUGAGCAGUUCAAGAAUGCGGUCAUCGCAUUGUACCCGGGGGCGGAGGAUGACCGUUGCUACAUGCAGUCCGACUUAACUCAGAUUGUACGGACGGCACGGACGAGAGGAGUGUCCAGUCGCGCGGAGGAGGGACAGUACUAUCGGGAUUUUACUUACCUGUAUCUUGAGGGAUUCAAAGCGUCCCCCUUACAUGCUAUUAAGAAUCGACUGGCGAUUAAGGUUCCCGAUCAGAAUCCGGAUGAUUCGUACGCAAUAUCGGAAGUCCAUUCCACAGCACAGCACGUUCUCAGUGGGAGCGGGAGUGCAUCGAGCGCUGUGGCAGUGUCGAAGCUGAGCACAGGGACGGUGAAGUUGGAGGGGAAUGAGACGGAUGCGAUGCGGUUUCUAGCGAACGUGUUGCAGCAAGCGAUGCGAACAUCGGGAGGGGGACAGGCGCCGGUAUCGCAGGCCAACAUUCAAGCAGCGGUCGCACAAAACCCUCUUCCACAAGCUCUGCGUGCCUGUAACUUCUGUCUAGCCAUCGACCAUUUCAUGCGGAACUGUCCGCGCAUCGAGGAUUACAUCAGGGCGCGGAAGAUUAAUCGUGAUGCGCUUAGUAGGAUCAUUCUCCCGAAUGGGCGGUUCAUUUCUCGUGACCUACCGGGAUGUAGCAUGGCAGAGCACGUUGAUGCGUGGCAUGAUAUGUAUCCGGGGAACCUUUUCGGCGAUGGUCCGGGGCCGUCUGCAGCGCCUCUGCCCAACGUUUCCAGGGAUGGGCAUGACCAGCCUCCACAUAUGGUCAGCCUAUGGGAGAUCGCAAAGGAGGCACUUAACCCCAAGGAACCGUCAUUGGCGUACAUUGAGGAAUGUCUUGACGACUCCACGAUGUCAGUGUUAGAAGCCAACGUGGCUCCGAAGAAAAAGACAGUUUGGUUCAAUGACAGCGCCGCAGGGAAGUCUGCAAAGCGUCCUCCUGGUGUUCCGGCCUCUCAGGUCCCCACGUCAAUUCUCAAGCCGGCAUCGGAUCCAUCUGCGGCGCCCAGAGGAGGUGCGAAGGCAUCUCUGCCAUCUCCGGGAAAUCGCGCUACGCAAUACAGCUACAAGAUGCCGGUGGAGGACAAGGUGAAUGUGCGGGAUAUAUUCGAGCACAUCCAAAAUGAAGUCCGCAUCUCGCUAAUGCAUCGGGAACUGAUGGCAUUGUGCCCGGAGAUCCGCAAGCUCGAGCAGGAGGAGAUCACCGCGAAGCGAGUGGCAACAACGGGGAGCUUCGAGGCUGUGGAUGGCGAGGAGGUUGCGGAGGCUCUCUUAGUGGAUGUGAGCGAUGGCGGCGGGCUGCUCGUGGUGGCCGAUGAUUCUCUUCCAUUGCGAGCCAUUGAUGCCCUGGUUAAAGGCAAGGAAUCAGUGGAAUGUAUCCUUGACCAAGGCUCGCAGAUCAUCGCAAUGCGACGGGACAUUUGGGAAUGCAUCGGGUCCACGCUGCAGUCCGAGAAAACGCUCAACAUGGAAUCGGCUAACAUGGGUAUCAACCAGAUGCUCGGACGCCUCGCUAACAUUCGAUUCGGGUUUGGCGAGAUAGAUCUGUAUCUUCAGGCCCACGUUCUAAAUGAUGCCCCAUUCGAGGUACUCUUGGGCCGGCUGUUCUUUACCUUGAUGGCAUGCAAAACACCCGACUUUACCAAUGGCGAGCAACACAUUACUCUGCGCGACCCUAAUACGCGUCAAGUAGUAAUGCUUCCCACUCACGAGCGUCGCCCAAGGCCACGGCCGAUGCCACCUCCAGGAAUGGGUUUUCAAGACUCGAGGAGUCGGGCUUGA